This is a messenger RNA of Bipolaris zeicola 26-R-13, 252 nucleotides long. RefSeq lists its product as uncharacterized. The annotation marks the transcript as partial. The record is from RefSeq and is a predicted model, not a curated record. The transcript has a single exon. Lineage: Eukaryota; Fungi; Ascomycota; Dothideomycetes; Pleosporales; Pleosporaceae.
CAACCAAAAACAUUGCCGUUAUACAAAAUCGGUUGGUAUAUAUUUUCCCUUUUCCCAAUUCUCUACGCCAUGGACCCCAUUGUUAACCGUAGACUCGAGAAAACAAUCGUGUCGGGUUCAAAAGCUACUCCAGAACACACCCGCCUGGAAAAAGAAAGGAAGGCUCGAAGCCCAAACGUCGUCGCCGACGAAGAUGCCCUCCAAAAACAAACGCCGAGCGCAACUCUAGACUGGCGCGCUACAAGUGAAUAA